AACAUGUUUGAACCGCGAAUUCUGAAUAAAAAAUUGUUGUUUAUACAACAUUAAAACUAAAUGAUUAUUAAUUUACGAAAUGUAGGACACGUUGACAUUUUAAACAAACAAUCCAAGUGUUUAUCUUAAUCAAAUCAAUAAUAAUAUAAUUUUUAAAUCUAAAUCGCUAAUCAAAUGUUGGUUAAAAUUUCAUGUGGACAAUAGUGAACUAGUGUGAUAUUUUUUUAACGUGUUUUUAAAGAAUUUCAUCAGUGACAGUGAAUAAAAAUAUAAAUAAUUAUUAAUAAAUAUAUUGUUUAAUAUAUUUAAUGCAAUAACUAACAUAAUAAAUCUUUAUCAGAUAUAAUUUUGUAUAAUUAAUAUGUAUUAUAUAUUUAAAUAUAUGUCUAUUACGACAUAUGAUGUGUAGUCAUAGCUCAUAGCGGCUACAUAUAUGCACGUUUUCGUAUCCCGUAAUGUUUAACCAACAAAACGAUCAAUUUUAGUAAAGACUUUAUCUACUGAAAUUCAUAAUUGAUUCUAUGAAUUUUGAAUUGUAAAUUUCGAUAACUGUUAUAAUGUAUCGAUUAUUUAAAGUACCAAAAGUGAUUAUAAGAAAUGUGUGCAAUUCAUCACAAGCUUAUUAUGAUUCGACGAACCAUUUGUGCUCUCACUGCAAACUAGAACAUUCUAUUCAAUUAAAAAGAAUUGGAAUUAUACAAAUACGAGUUUAUUCGACAAUAAAUACUGUUGUGGUACCAUCAAUUUCAGUGAAAGUAAAACGUAAAACAAAAAAAUAUGCAGAGUUAUUAGAAGUUACCGAUUGCAGUGUAAAUAGUCGUAAACCAGCAAUUCGUAAAAUAAAUGAAUCAUACUUAUCAUUAUUAGUCGAUAAAGUUGAUAAAAAAAAAGUAAAUCCAUUCGAUUAUCAUGAAGCUAAAGAAAUUCAAGUAUUACUUUCUGAAGAAUCAAAUAUAAAUGUAAAUAAUAAUAAUGAAUCACAUGCAUUAGAUGAACAGUUGCAUGAACAUGAAAGUGAUGGUCAAGAAGAGUUAACUGGAAUAAUGGAAGAUUUACAUUCAUCUGGAAUUGCAGAUUCGGCAUCAAUUAUUAAAAAUAUGUCCACAUUAGGUACAAUAGCAGAAGAGCAUUUAGAAGGUGAAUUCGAGGAUGAAGUUGGCCAUGAUGGCAAAUUACAAUGGAAGAGAAGUACUAAUUCCCAAAUAAGAAAAUUGCAACUUGAAGAAUUGAAGGCAAAAGAGUUGGAAAAAUUAUCUCUAGCGAAAAUUAAAAACCAACAUGAAGGUUUAGUACGAGCAUUAAAGGCAUAUUUAAAUGUCUGCAUUAAUUGUAAUAUGAUUGGUCGUGCAUAUCAUACAGUUAUAUAUUAUAGAAAGUCAAAAUCACAUAGCAAAUAUUCCAACAUACGUGAUCUUACGCUUUAUAAUAUUUUAUUACAAGCUUACGCGUCUCGUGGCCAGUAUUCAAAACUUCGUGAAAUUGUAACGAUAAUAAAAGAAGAUAAAUUGGAGACUGAUGCUAAAACGUAUGCAGCUAUAUUUGAAUGCUUUGGAAAUAUAUCACCUUCUCCAAAGCAACUGCAGUUUUUACGUGAAACGUAUGACGAAAUGAAUAGGAAAAAAAUUACACUUGACGAAGUGUUAAAUCAAUCAAAGUUUAAAGUUAAUCAAUAUAACAAUGUUUUAAGAGGUAUUUUAUUAAUAAAUAAUCAAUUUAAACCGGAACAAAGAACUGAGGAUGGAUCUUAUGAUUGUCAUUUGUUGAAUAAAAUCUCACCAACAACUGUCGUGCAAAACAGCCCCGCGGAAAAUUUAUUAAAUUUAAAUGAUUUAAUGAGUAGAUUUGAAAAACAAAUUAAGUAUGAGAUGGAUGGACAUGUUAAAAUUAAAAGCAUUGCUAAAUUUAAUGAUUCUAAGCCUAUGGUGUGGUACUACAAAAAUGAAGUUAAAAAACUUGAAGUAGAAUGGGAAAAAGCAGUUUCGAAUGCGUUCGAUCGUGAUUUAGAAGCUUUGAGACAUCGCGAACGUACUCCGAUCCCAAAUCGAAUAGUAUUGUAUCCUUAUUUAUGUGUAUUGGAAAAAGAAGAGUAUGUAAAUGCGAUUUUACAUGAGGUUCGUAAACUGGCAAAUGGAUCAGAAACGUUUAGCCCAUCUUUCGGUGUACUCUGCAGAAGGAUCGGAAAAUAUAUUAACGACAAAUACGAGAUAUUAGAGAAGAAAAAGAAUAAAUAUACAGAUGUGAUGGAAAAAGUGUACUUAAAAUACAGUGAUUGGUAUUUACACCGAAAUAAUCGAUUAAAUAGUCGCGCAAGUUGGCAAAAUAUAACUAACAAGAUAUCACAUAAUUUCAGUCUUGAAUUAGUGUCAGCUCAAUGGCCAAAUAAUUUGCAGUUCAUGAUUGGUAAAUUUCUUUAUAACAUAAUUCUUAAUGACGUUAAAUUAGAUAUAAACAGCGCAAAACCCGAUCGUACAUCAGUAGAUAUACGGCCAGCAUUUUACGCGGUAGUGAGAAGCAAUAAUCGUAAACAUUUGAUAAAAGAAAUAAAAACUCAUCCAACAUUAGCUAAAAUUUAUCGAGAAUCACAGCCGGAGACGCUAAAUUUCGAUACAUGUUUGGUACCAUCUGAGUGUCCGCCACGGCCCUGGUCGUCUGUCCAAAGUGGCGGUUACUUAUUACUCAAGACGGAUGUAAUUCGUGUUCCUAUGUUCGCGAUUGAACAAGUGAAACGUCUGGAAGCAACACCCACGAAACAAAUGUGGCCAGCUCUAGACUGUCUUAAUCAACUAGGAUCAAUUCCAUGGUCUGUAAAUAAAUCAGUACUUGAUUUAGCAAUUAAAAUAUUCCGCGAUGGCGGUUCUGUUCAAUUAAAUGUACCUCAACCACCCUCAGUUUUGGAUCCAGGACCUUUAUUGCAUGAAAACUGUACUGAAGCCGAGAGACGUGCCUUUAAAAAAACUCAGAUUGAACUUAAACGUAAGAAAAGUGAAAUGUACUCACUGUGGUGUGAUGCGCUCUAUCGUUUAUCUCUGGCAAAUCAUUAUCGUGAUAAAAUAUUUUGGUUACCACAUAAUAUGGAUUUUCGUGGACGUGUUUAUCCAGUACCGCCUCAUCUAAAUCAUUUGGGUUCUGAUUUAGCUCGUUCAAUAUUGAUUUUUGCACUGGGAAAACCACUGGGUCCAAACGGUCUUGAUUGGCUGAAGAUACACACUAUUAAUUUAACAGGUUUUAAAAAACGUGAAUCAGUUACCGAGAGACUACGUUAUGCAAAUGAGAUCUUGGAUAAAAUAAUUGAUAGCGCUGAGAAACCAUUGGAUGGUGAAAUGUGGUGGGCAACUAGUGAUGAGCCCUGGCAAACUCUAGCUUCAUGUAUGGAAAUAGCAUCUGCACUUAAGACACCUAAUUCUGAAAAAUAUGUAUGCAGAUUUCCAAUUCAUCAGGAUGGUAGUUGUAACGGGUUACAACAUUAUGCCGCAUUGGGAAGAGAUCAAAUUGGAGCGGAAAGUGUUAAUUUGUAUCCUUUUGAAAAACCACAAGACGUGUAUAGUAGUGUAGCUACAAUGGUUGAUAGCAUCCGAUCUAGAGAUGCAGCUAAUGGUAAUCAAAUUGCUAAAGUUUUAGAAGGUUUUGUUAAAAGAAAAAUUAUUAAACAGACAGUAAUGACUACAGUAUAUGGUGUUACUAAAUUUGGUGCACGAUUACAAAUUGCGAGGCAGUUAAAAGAUCUAGAUGAUUUUCCACAAGAAUACGUUUGGCAAGGUAGUUUGUACUUAGCACAAAAAACAUUUGAAAGUUUAAGAACAAUGUUUGAGAGUGCCAGACAAAUUCAAGACUGGUUCACUGAUUGUGCUCAAGUAAUAUCGGCGAUAAAAGGAAAAAAUAUGGAAUGGGUUACUCCAUUGGGAUUACCUGUAAUUCAACCCUAUAGUAAAGUUUUACCUUCAAGAAGUAAAUUUAAGGAUAUUGCAAUUGAUUUAUUUCUUAAACCAAAUACGAUUAAACAAAAAAAUGCAUUCGCUCCUAAUUUUGUUCAUUCAUUGGAUUCGUGUCAUAUGAUGUUAACGAGUUUACAUUGUGAGCAUAUUGGGAUGACAUUUGUAUCAGUUCAUGAUUGUUAUUGGACACAUCCAUGUAGUGUUGAAGUUAUGAGUAAGAUAUGUCGUGAACAAUUCGUAGCUCUACACUCUGAACCGAUUCUUGAAGAUUUAUCGAAAUUUUUUGUUGAAAAAUUCACAUGUGAUACACCGAUUUCGGAGACAGAUAAUCUUGAAGAGAUUUUAUCUAAAAAAAAAUUAAUUCGUAUUCUAUCCAAUGUUCCGAAAAAAGGAAGCUUUGAGCUCAAAAAAGUUUUAGAAUCAACUUACUUUUUCAGUUAAUCUAAUCUAGUGAUUAAUUAAAAUAUUGUAUACUUUUACAGCAGUCUGACAUCACCGUCAAUAAAUAUCAUGUACUAUGUAUGUAAAUAUUAUAAAUUUUUUAAUGUAUAAUACUGUUUUUUAUAAUUAUAUUAAACGU
This is a messenger RNA of Microplitis mediator, 4512 nucleotides long. It is a transcript of the gene mtRNApol, whose product is annotated as DNA-directed RNA polymerase, mitochondrial. Gene Ontology annotation, cellular component: mitochondrial DNA-directed RNA polymerase complex. The transcript has 12 exons. Gene Ontology annotation, molecular function: protein binding; mitochondrial promoter sequence-specific DNA binding; DNA-directed RNA polymerase activity. Lineage: Eukaryota; Metazoa; Arthropoda; Insecta; Hymenoptera; Braconidae. The record is from RefSeq and is a predicted model, not a curated record. Bases 558 to 4373 code for a protein of 1271 amino acids. Gene Ontology annotation, biological process: mitochondrial transcription.